Molecule: messenger RNA, 1287 nt
Organism: Sphenostylis stenocarpa
Lineage: Eukaryota; Viridiplantae; Streptophyta; Magnoliopsida; Fabales; Fabaceae
Source: the annotation of a GenBank genome assembly
AUGCCUCUCCUAAACCUUGUCAUCAAACUAGCUCAUGCCGCUCCAAACUAUUCAUUCUCAUUCAUUGGUACACACGACUCCAACGCAAUUCUCUUCCCAAAACCCUAUAUCCCCAACAACAUCAAGCCUUAUAGCAUAAGUGAUGGAAUCCCAGAGGGUCAUGUGCUUAGCAACAACCCAAUACAAAAACUUGACCUUUUUCUCAAAACUGGUCCUGAGAACUUGCAUAAGGGAAUAGAACUUGCGGAAGCAGAGACAGAGGUGAGAGUCACGUGCAUCAUUGCCGAUGCUUUUAUGACCUCUUCUCUCCUUGUAGCUCAGACCCUCAAUGUUCCUUGGAUUGCAUUUUGGCUUCCCAAUUCAUGCUCACUUUCUCUAUAUUUUUACACUGACUUGAUAAGCCACCACUGUGCAAAUUAUGCUGGAAAUACAACCACGGAUUUUCUUCCCGGGUUGUCUAAGAUGCGUGUGGAAGAUAUGCCACAGGAUCUGUUCAAGGUUGGAGAAAAGAAGACAGUAUUUUCGAAGACGCUUGUUUCAUUGGGUAAGGUGCUACCUCAAGCGCAGGCAGUGGUUAUGAAUUUCUUUGAGGAAUUGGACCCACCUUUGUUUGUUCAGGACAUGAGAUCCAAGUUGCAGUCUUUGCUUUAUGUUCUUCCGCUUCCCUCUCCGCUGUUGCCACCAUCCAAUAAAGAUUCAAAUGAAUGCUUGCCAUGGUUGGAUACCAAGAGUGCCAGAUCAGUGGCUUAUGUGUGCUUUGGGACUGUGGUUGCACCACCUCCUCAUGAGCUUGUGGCGGUGGCAGAGGCAUUGGAAGAAAGUGGGUUUCCAUUUCUGUGGUCUCUCAAGGAAGGUCUAAUGGGUCUUUUGCCAAAUGGGUUUGUUGAGAGGACCAAUAUGCGUGGGAAAAUAGUGUCUUGGGCUCCCCAAACCCAAGUUUUGGCUCAUGAUUCGGUAGGAGUGUUUUUGACUCACUGUGGUGCUAACUCUGUGAUUGAGAGUGUUUCGGGUGGGGUUCCUAUGAUCUGUAGGCCAUUCUUUGGAGAUCAAGGGAUAGCUGGAAGAGUGAUAGAGGAUGUUUGGGAGACUGGGGUGAUAAUAGAAGGUAGAACCUUCACCAAAAAAGCAUUGCUUAAAAGCUUGAAUCUGAUUCUGGUGCAGGAAGAGGGUAAGAAUAUUAGAGACAAUGCUCAAAAGGCGAAGAACACUGUGGAAGACGCGAGUAGAUCUGAACGGCAAACAGCAGGGGAUUUCAAGACUUUGAUGCAACUUAUUUCGAGAUCUUAA